AUGGUUGUCUUACCUCCUAAUGAAGAGGACGAGGUUCACAAUUCAAACUACAUUCUAUAUUGGAAUUAUGUCGGCCUAGAGCUUAACAGGCUCACACACUCCGUAACCGUUGGCGGGCCACAGAAUGGGCCGCCGAUCAGCGCGCGAGCGCUUGGUAUACUACAUCUGGCGAUCCAUGACGCUUACUUUAUGAUCAAGCCAGGCACGGGGUUUACCACGUACUUGAAUGCUGGCUUACCUGCUGCACAGCACGCGGAUGAUCCGAAAGCGGCAGUGGUAGGGGCUGCGAUAACAGUACUGGAGAAGCUAUACACGCAGCCCCGUGCCGAAGUCUCGCAAAACGCCACUGAUCAACUCAGCCAGCUUCUCAAACAGUGGGUCGACGGAUUUCCGGGUCUGGAUAUCCUUGCGCCGAGCUAUCGGUUCGGUGUUUCCGUUGGCAACGCCAUUCUUGAUUCUCUAGAUAUCAAGCCCAACGAGCCUGGGGCCGAUCAAGGACAAUAUCGACCCCAGGCUGGUAAGUUCCACUUUAGAGAUGACCUGACAAAUCCAGUGAAACUAGUUCCAAUAAACCCAAAUCAACCGGAUGUGAAGAGGGCAGUACAUCAAUACCAUGCGCCGUUCUACGGAAUCACAGCCAAGCGGUUUGCGGUGCAUGAUGACCACAUGGUGGCUGAUCCUCCCGUAGAGGAUGGCAAGACGUCCACCGGCGCUGAAGAAACUGAAUUCUCUGAUGCUUUCCAAGAAGUGAUACGCCUCGGGGGAGCACCGGAGUUGUUUUCAACCUGCCGGCAACCCAAGGACACUGUGGGAGCAUAUUUCUGGGCCUACGACGGUGCAAACCUCAUUGGUACUCCGCCGCGAUUUUACAACCGUAUUCUUCGAACUCUGGCAUGGAAUAACAGACGAGAUGGUCCAACUCAUGAAAACACAAACGCUGAAUUCGCGCGUCUGUUUGCCCUUGCAAAUGUGGCAAUGGCGGAUGCCAGUAUCCUUUGCUGGCGAGAGAAGUAUCACCAUGACUUUUUGCGCCCAAUUUCGGCUGUUCGUGAGGAUACCAACCAGCCGAUGGUAGACCUGUUCUGGCGCCCACUGGGUGCGCCCUCAACAAAUACGGAUAAAAUCUCGUUCACACCACCGUUUCCAGCUUACCCUUCAGGGCAUGCGACAUUUGGUGCGGCGGCCUUCCAAAUUGUGCGACUAUUCUAUAAGAGUAUUGGUGUCACGAAUUUCGAAGCGGACGGUCCUGACGACAUUGCUUUCGACAUCGUAUUGGACGAGCUUGAUGGUGUCAGUCGCGACUUACGACAGACAUACGACCAAACGCAACCGAUAACGAAUCAGCCAGGAACGGUUCGGACAUACGUCAAACGCCGGUUUGAAAGCUUAUGGGAACUUAUAUUCGAGAACGCCAUUAGUCGUGUAUUGCUUGGAGUCCACUGGCGAUUCGAUGCAUUCGCUGCAAAUGACGUACUUGUAUCAUCCACCAGUGAACCGACCUCCAAAACAGAAAAGGAGCCAUGUGAAAUCCGUCACUACAAGAAAGCGUCUGAUAUUAAAUAUGUGACCUCUGGGCCACGCACCGAUCAGUCUGGGAGUUUCCCCAUUGGUGGUGUCCCAUUGGGGCUUGAAAUCGCCAAUGAUAUUUUCCGCAACAAUCUCCAGCCUACGCCAAAAGAAUUGCAGCCUUCUCUCUACAGGAGUCUGGUCGAUUUAGCAAGCCCGAAAACCGCUGAAAAGCACAGGGCGGGGCUAUAA
Molecule: messenger RNA, 1758 nt
Organism: Aspergillus viridinutans
Lineage: Eukaryota; Fungi; Ascomycota; Eurotiomycetes; Eurotiales; Aspergillaceae
Exons: 1
Coding region: 1-1758 (585 amino acids)
Molecular function (GO): peroxidase activity
Source: RefSeq, a predicted model, not a curated record